AUGGAAGGCAAGACCAGGGGGGUCAUUCACCAGCCAACGGCAUUCGUCAAAUUUUGGCUCCUGGUCUCGUCGGUGAUCGUCAUCUGGGAUUUCAGUUUCAUCUUCUUGCGAAGAUGGUCGCUCACAUCCCAGGGCGGAGUUCUCUCCGCGCUCUGGCCCGGGUACGAUCUGUACGAGUUCGUGGAUCUCAACUACUCUGCAAAGUACUGGCUCGACAACCGAGGUUUUCCUCUGGCUCAAUCUACACUCAAUGUGCUCGAAGACAUUCUCAACUUCUCGUAUCUCUACCUGGUUCACCAGUCUGAUCCAGCUUAUCGUGCCGUUGCGCCAAUCGUUGGAUUCUCGGGAGUACUGAUGACGUUCAGUAAGACUCUCCUGUACUUCCUCUGCGACUACUACUGUGGUUGGUGUGAGUCGGGUCACAACGACUGGAGCACCUGGAUCUUCCUCUAUGCGCUUCCUAACGGCUUCUGGAUCAUCUGCCCAGGCUACCUCACAUUGUACUUUGGCCGAGAGAUCGCGGCAUUGCUCACGGCAGCAGCUGGUAUCGUCGACUCGCCGUUCGCUGCUGAAGACGUCAAGGCAGCGCAAAAGUCAAAGAAGAGCAAGUGA
This is a messenger RNA of Microstroma glucosiphilum, 612 nucleotides long. RefSeq lists its product as hypothetical. The transcript is spliced from 2 exons. Bases 1 to 612 code for a protein of 203 amino acids. NCBI's taxonomy places the organism in Eukaryota, Fungi, Basidiomycota, Exobasidiomycetes, Microstromatales, Microstromataceae. The record is from RefSeq and is a predicted model, not a curated record.